GCCUCCUCGCGCACAGCUCCUCUCCACCAGAGCAGUUUGCGCCGCGCGGUGUAUUCUGGGAAUACACAGAAUUCAAGAUGGCGGCGAGCAGGAGGCUGGCCAAGGAGCUGGAAGAGAUUCGCAGGUCUGGAAUGAAAAACUUCAGAAACAUUCAGGUUGAGGAAUCAAACCUUCUGUCAUGGCAAGGCCUCAUCGUUCCUGACAAUCCCCCCUAUGACAAAGGUGCAUUCAGGAUUGAAAUCAUCUUCCCCACCGAGUACCCAUUCAAGCCUCCCAAAAUCACAUUCAAGACAAAGAUCUAUCACCCCAACAUUGAUGAGAAGGGCCAGGUGUGCCUACCUGUGAUCAGUGCAGAGAACUGGAAACCAGCCACCAAAACUGACCAAGUGAUCCAGUCCCUCAUUGCGCUGGUCAACGACCCCCAACCUGAACAUCCCCUCCGGGCCGACCUGGCAGAAGAAUACUCAAAGGACCGAAAAAAAUUUCUGAAGAACGCUGAAGAGUUUACAAAGAAACACGGAGAAAAGCGGCCAAUGGACUGAUCACAUGACAAGCGCUUAGCCCCCGCCCCCCCCAUAUCACUGUCCUCCCACUGUUUCCCCUCACCAGUCCCCCUUGCAGCCGGAGCCGCCCGGCAGGCGGCAACGCCUCGCUCCCACCCAGGACUCUCUGUGGAUCAGGCAGCCUCUUCCUCCUCCUCCUCCUCCUCCUCAGAAUAAAUCUUCAGAGCAUUUCUAACUUUCUACUGUUUGUUCAGGUGAAAAUGGAAACGAGAGGCUAAGGGAACACCUUCAGUUAGAUGGAAAUAUUCAUUCCUGUAUCUUCUGGCUUCUUCUGUUUUAAGACGACUCAUGUGGACAUAUGUCCUUAUUUUACUUUUUUUGUCCAAUAAAAAAACAUGAAAUGAAUAGAAAUUAAAUAAAAGUGACAGAAGAGAGGCUUUAGGUCGGUCAUGGAGGUGAAUCCUCAUCUUCUUACUUUUUUUUUUUUUAAUCAGUAAACACAGCCAGUCACUGCAAACACUCCACACCUGGAACAUAAAACACACCUGUUUACAGAUGUUGGAUUUCUGACUCUCUGUUCAUUUUCUUCACUGCAUGACACAUUUUUCCUUUCAUGGUCUUUUUGGGAUGUAAAUUUGGGAAGAAUGUGCAUUAAUUUAAAUCUAUAUGCAUGUAACCUGAAUCUCGGCUCCUCUGAGCUUUUUCCAUCCAGACCUGUUAAAGCUGCAAGGACGCCCUCAGCUUGAAUGAAGCCCAGCUCCUGGAGAUGGUGGCAGAAAACUGGUGAGGCAGCUAGGACGAGUAUGGACAAGGAAAGGGACUGCAGUGGCAAAAAACCACCAUGUAACGGCUGUUUGAUCUGGUCCCAGUGUUGUUUCAUAAUAAAGAUGGCUGACCAUUUGG
Molecule: messenger RNA, 1406 nt
Organism: Melanotaenia boesemani (Boeseman's rainbowfish)
Lineage: Eukaryota; Metazoa; Chordata; Actinopteri; Atheriniformes; Melanotaeniidae
Gene: ube2l3b
Product: ubiquitin-conjugating enzyme E2L 3b
Exons: 4
Coding region: 78-542 (154 amino acids)
Biological process (GO): protein polyubiquitination; ubiquitin-dependent protein catabolic process
Cellular component (GO): nucleus
Molecular function (GO): ubiquitin conjugating enzyme activity
Source: RefSeq, a predicted model, not a curated record